AAUAGACUAAACAGCAAGCACAGCAAAUUUAGCAGGAGCACGGAAUUUAACGAGGCUUCCCUCUCUUCAAUGGAAAAGUCUACGUUAGCAAAGGGAAGUUCAAAUUAUAAUCCACGCAAUCUGAAACAUCACAUAUUCAACAGGAGUGAUUUUGAGUAUGAGUACCACAAUGAAGGCCAAAUAGUCAGAGAAAAUCUGUUUGGAGAAUCAGAUGAGGAUGACUCAUAUAACGAAGCUGUGAGAGGAUCCAGUCCUACUGCUGCUAAAUAUAAUCAACCUGAGAUGUAUCAAUCUGAGGAGUAUAGCCGCAGCUCUGAUACAGUUAAGCCUAGUUAUAUGUUUCAUGUGAAUACUCGUAUUUGGAGAAAUCAUCUCAGAUUAAAUUACGCGCUCAGAGUUUUCCUAAUACUGUCCAUUGUUGUGAUAUCUCUAUUCACUUCCUUCCUCAAGCUGAGAUAUGUUGACCUCAAAGCUGGACAUACUUACAAAUAUAACUUUGGCCCUAUCUUUUUCUCUCUUGAUGGCUCAUGGCAUUUUGUUGCUGAGAUCUAUUACUGUCAACCUCAUAUUUUCCCUGGAGAAUUUUGAGAAUCUGGAGAUUACAAGUUUGUGUCAAUUGCAGCAGGAGUUUAUAAUUUCGGGACCUUCCUCGUAUUCCUGGUGUACAUUGCAAGUCUUGUACUUCCAAGAAGGAAUAUUGAUAGACUCAAUUGGCUCGGAUUAACAUCUAUCUUCCUCACCUUUACAUGCAUUGUCUUAAUAGGCAAUAUUUUUGAAAGCUUAUCCUUUGGAUUUUACUCUAUGAUUGUAAUCAUCAUUGUUGCUGCUUUCACUCAAUCCCACUUCCUCUACAGCACAAGGAAGCAGAGGAGGAAUUCGUUGACAAACCAACUCCUCGAAGCAUAGAUUUCACAUA
Moneuplotes crassus is the source of this 916-nucleotide messenger RNA. Lineage: Eukaryota; Ciliophora; Spirotrichea; Euplotida; Euplotidae. The record is from the annotation of a GenBank genome assembly.